Molecule: messenger RNA, 804 nt
Organism: Galdieria sulphuraria
Lineage: Eukaryota; Rhodophyta; Bangiophyceae; Galdieriales; Galdieriaceae
Exons: 6
Coding region: 147-749 (200 amino acids)
Source: RefSeq, a predicted model, not a curated record
GUGUGUGUGUGUGUGUGUGUGUGUGAGAGAGAGAGAGAGAGAGACCUUUACUAGAUAUGAUAUUUCAUCAUUGUAGACUAUUUGUAUAUAUUAUUCUUCUCAAUCACUCGCGUGCUUAACAAUGAUUGUCAAUAUCAUCAUAUCUCAUGAUGAAAGAAGAAGAAGAAAUUAUUAGACCAUUAUUUUGUGUCAUCAUCAUGUGGAGUAGAAAGGCGUUGUGGAGUUAUCCCAUAAGAAGAUACAGUUCUUCCAACUUGGAAAAAGAAGCCAAGCAAUUAACCUCCCAACUUUUGAACGUCGAUUGGUUGUCCAAAGAUUUGCAACUUAUUCACCAAUCCAACCAGUUGCUUUCAAAAUAUCGCAGUGUGUACAACACACCGGAAGGGAAGCCGAUGGAAGCCACCAUGCGGCAACUUUACCAAGCCAAGGAAGCAGCUAGAAUAGGGGCAGCACUUUCGUUGCACAUCGAAAACUUGUUGUCCAAGGUGAUGACCAGUUUGGGUCCGUUUGGAAAUCAUGUAUUGAAGAAAGAUGGUUAUGAGGAUGCAGUUAAAGAGACUAUCCAAGUAUAUGACGAAAUGAUUGAGAAACUUUCGGGAGAUGUGAAACAGAAAGCUAUCGAUAACUUGUCUCAGAGGAUCAUCCAGUUGCGACAAACCGUUCACGUGAACAACUUUAGUUGUGAGUUUUAUCCUGUUGCUGGAGACCACUUACAAGUGGAUGGUGUAGAAAAGAAAAAGAAAGAUUAGUUUGUUUUUCUCAUAAACAUUACUUUUGGUUAUCCAAUCAACCAAAAUGUGCCAA